AUUGGUCUUCGACUCGAUUAAUUUCAACUCUGUGUCUUGGCAUGUCAUCUCAAAUUCGCGGCUCCAAACAGCAUGAAGACGUUGACCCCGUCACGAUCAAAAAAAUUGAGGAAGCAUAUGUCAUGCUUAACGGUCCUGAUGGUGCAAAAUGCAGCUCGCUUCUUAAGAAAAAUUUGACCAAGGAUGUCAUCGAGAAGCUCAAAACAAAGAGUACAAAGCUCGGAGCCAAUCUUUACGACUGCAUCAGAUCGGGUGUUUACUGUUUGGACGCACUGGUCGGGGUAUACGCUCCAGAUGCUGAAGCUUAUACUUUGUUUGCUCCAUUGUUUGAUAAGAUUAUUGAGGAUUAUCAUGGGCUCGGCCCGGAUCAGAAGCAACCACCAGUCGAUCUUGGAGAGGGAAAGACCAAGGAGUUCCCACCGUUGGAUCCCAAGGGAAAAUACAUCAAAUCGACUAGAAUUCGCUGUGGACGUUCGUUGAAUGGAUAUCAAUUUAAUCCCUGUCUCACUGAGGAUAACUAUCUCGAGAUGGAAGAAAAGGUGAAGAAGGCAUUUUCAGAAUUUUCCGACGAGGAACUCAAGGGGACUUACUAUCCGUUGGAUGGAAUGAGCAAGGAUACCCAGAACCAGUUGAUUGCUGAUCACUUCCUGUUCAAGGAAGGCGACAGGCAUCUUCAAUACGCAAAUGCUUGCAACUUCUGGCCAAAAGGACGCGGUAUUUUCCAUAACAACAAGAAAACUUUUUUGAUUUGGGUGAAUGAAGAGGAUCAUUUGAGAAUUAUUUCAAUGCAAGAAGGAUCUGAUGUUGGUGCUGUUCUCGAAAGACUUAUCAAGGGAGUUCGUGGAAUUGAGAAGCAGGUUCAAUUCUCGCGCGAUGAUCGUCUCGGGUGGCUGACGUUCUGCCCAACUAACCUUGGUUCAACUGUUCGUGCAUCUGUUCACAUUGCUCUUCCAAAACUCAGCGCUCGUGAAGACUUCAAGCAAAUCUGCGAUAAGCUUGACCUCCAGCUGCGCGGAAUUCACGGUGAACACUCGGAAUCUGAGGGAGGAGUUUAUGACAUUUCUAACAGGGCUCGUCUCGGACUCUCGGAGUACGAAGCUGUCAAGAAAAUGUACGAUGGAGUGAAGAAUCUGAUUGAGAUGGAGGAGAAAGAAACAUAAAGAAAGGAAACCUUAAUUAGUUGUAAACUUUUUAAUAAAUGCUAAAAGCUGAA
Caenorhabditis elegans is the source of this 1213-nucleotide messenger RNA. It is a transcript of the gene argk-1, whose product is annotated as arginine kinase. Gene Ontology annotation, molecular function: catalytic activity; phosphotransferase activity, nitrogenous group as acceptor; kinase activity. Lineage: Eukaryota; Metazoa; Nematoda; Chromadorea; Rhabditida; Rhabditidae. The record is from RefSeq and is marked reviewed. Gene Ontology annotation, biological process: phosphocreatine biosynthetic process. Bases 42 to 1160 code for a protein of 372 amino acids. The transcript is spliced from 4 exons.